AUUUGUCCGCCUCCCUGCUCCUUUCUCGGCUUCUAACGUUUUCCAGUUCUCCUUUCUCCAAGCUCUUCCGUCCUGCACGGAGUGCAGAGAAUAAUCUGGAAUCGAAUUCAUGGAACUUAACUGAGCUGAUGCUCAGAGGUCAAUGAGUAGGAUUGGAAGCGAUAUUGGUUAGGGAUGGAGAUGCUAUGAGAGGCGAGGAGUCUUCCCUUCUCUUCUCCUGAUCUACUCUGCCUUGUUAAUCUGAGGAUUUCUUAGGGCUCAUUGGAUCGAUCGGGGUGAUUUUGAUGGCGAAUAAGCAUGGGGAGUUUAGCCAGAAGGUCGAUUACGUAUUCAAGGUAGUGCUGAUUGGGGACUCGGCGGUGGGGAAAUCGCAGCUGCUGGCGAGGUUCGCGAGGAACGAGUUCACCUUAGAUUCCAAGGCCACCAUCGGAGUGGAGUUCCAAACGCGAACGCUCAACAUUGAUAAUAAGAACAUCAAGGCACAGAUUUGGGAUACUGCCGGGCAGGAGAGAUACCGAGCGGUGACUAGUGCUUACUAUAGAGGAGCUGUUGGAGCAAUGCUUGUUUAUGAUAUGACCAAACGGCAGUCUUUUGAUCAUGUCGCUAGGUGGUUAGAGGAACUGCGAGGUCAUGCUGACAAGAACAUUGUUAUUAUGCUUAUUGGAAAUAAGUCCGAUCUGAGCACUCUUCGCGCUGUCCCUACUGAGGAUGCGAAGGAAUUUGCCCAGCGCGAGAGCCUCUACUUCAUGGAAACUUCUGCUCUUGAAUCUACUAAUGUCGAGUCCGCCUUCCAGACUCUUCUCACGGAGAUUUACCGUAUAAUCGGUAAGAAAGCUCUUGUUGCCAAUGAAGCUGAGUCUAGUGGAAACUCAACCCUUCUAAUGGGAACUAAGAUAGCCAUCACCCCUGAGCAACCGGGUGAUAAAAAGACUGCAUGCUGCACGUCCACUUAGGCAGGUUUCCCCCUUUUUAUGCCAUUUUUUAUUGUUCUUUAUUAUGCUAUAUUUAUUCAAAAUUUAUUAUAUAACUUAGUGAAGGUAUGGAGGAUUCUAAAGAUCAUUUAGUACUGGAUUUGUACUUGUUUGAUAGCUAACUCUGGGUCAAUAUCUUCUAUGCUCCACACUGUAGGACAGACAAUAAACAGAUCCAGAAAUUUAAUCAUCUUUCAUUGGUAUUAUGUAGUUCUAUUGUUCAGUUGAUCUAUUCCUUUUGGGCAUGAGAUAGUGGGAGGGGCAUUUGUUUGAAUUUUUAUUUU
This is a messenger RNA of Phalaenopsis equestris, 1255 nucleotides long. Its product is annotated as ras-related protein RGP1-like. NCBI's taxonomy places the organism in Eukaryota, Viridiplantae, Streptophyta, Magnoliopsida, Asparagales, Orchidaceae. The record is from RefSeq and is a predicted model, not a curated record. Gene Ontology annotation, cellular component: endosome. Gene Ontology annotation, molecular function: GTP binding; GTPase activity. The coding region runs from base 285 to 953 and encodes 222 amino acids. The transcript is spliced from 2 exons.